Messenger RNA from Neoarius graeffei (lesser salmon catfish), 1235 nucleotides. RefSeq names its product twisted gastrulation BMP signaling modulator 1b (gene twsg1b). Lineage: Eukaryota; Metazoa; Chordata; Actinopteri; Siluriformes; Ariidae. The transcript has 5 exons. The record is from RefSeq and is a predicted model, not a curated record. Bases 205 to 876 code for a protein of 223 amino acids. Gene Ontology annotation, biological process: regulation of BMP signaling pathway.
GUCUCUUUAAGGCCCCUGUCUGCUGCUGUCUGGCUUUGUGUGAGAGGAAAAGCACGCCAUCUCUACAGAACAUGCCUUAGUUAUACUGGAGGGAAAAGUUAAAGGAAAUAAGAGGAUAUAUAACGGUUUGCACUAUAACGCAGUUGUACACAAGUUUUAUCCUGACACGAAACUGACCACAUUCUUCUUGUGGUUCCUGUGAGGAUGCAGUCGACCUGGACACACACAGCACUGUUUGUGGCCCUGCUUGUGUUUUUAUCCGGACUUUCCCUUUCUACUGCCUGCAAUAAAGCCUUGUGUGCCAGUGACGUCAGCAAGUGUCUGAUCCAGGAACUGUGCCAGUGCAGGCCAUCAGAUGGAAACUGUUCAUGCUGUAAGGAGUGUAUGCUGUGUCUGGGCACACUGUGGGAGGAGUGCUGUGACUGUGUGGGCAUGUGCAACCCAAGGAACUACAGUGACACACCAGCCACCUCGAAGAGCACGGUGGAGGAUCUGUACAGGCCCAUUCCCUCCCUGUUCAGAGCACUCACCGAGGGGGAAGCCCCCAUCAACAUGAUGGUGGUCUCCUUUCCGGUAGCAGAGGAACUGUCUUACCAUGAAAGCCUGGUCUCCUUCUUGGAGAACAUGGAAGAUCAGCAUCAGAAUGUUUCAUUGCCUGGCAACAGCAUUCAUUCUAGUUAUGAGAACACUCAAGAAAACAUGUGCACAGUCGUGUACUUUGACGACUGCGUUUCGAUUCGUCAGUGUAAGCAGUACUGCGAGUCAAUGGGAGGCUCGAAGUACCGCUGGUUUCACAACGCGUGCUGCGAGUGCAUCGGACCAGAAUGUAUCGACUACGGUAGCAGAGCAGUGAAGUGCAUGAACUGUCUCUUCUGAACCACCAGUCUUUGAGUGUUGCGGAUGCUCAUACUCCUGCCACAAGAGGGCAUAACAACAGGACCAUAGGCUCAGGAGACUCUGACCUGGGUUGGGGAAAGGGGCAACAAUCAUGUAAACUACAAGCCCUUGUGAUUUUGCUCUGUGUAUUCAUCUUUUUAGACUUUUUUAAUAGGUUUCUAGAAAGAAAAAAACCGGAUUUUGUGUUUUUUUUUGUUAUGAAUGUAAAUCAGUGCAUAGGCUGUCGCUCUUCAAAUGGUAUUCAGAUGGCAUUCUCUGCCAAAUUUAAUGCUUUUAUAGUGUAUUAACUGUUACCAACUUUUUAUUCAUGUUUAGUAAUUAAACCUAGUUGUCAAAUA